This is a messenger RNA of Parnassius mnemosyne (clouded apollo), 456 nucleotides long. The record is from the annotation of a GenBank genome assembly. NCBI's taxonomy places the organism in Eukaryota, Metazoa, Arthropoda, Insecta, Lepidoptera, Papilionidae.
AUGGUCGUAGUUUUAGCUUUGGUUGACGCUGACUACAACUUCAUUUUUGUGGAUUGUGGUUACAAGGGAAGAAUAAGCGGUGGUGGUGUGUACAGAAACACUGAGUUCUACAAAAAACUGUGUCGUUCUGAAUUGAAUUUAUCACAACCAGAUUUUUUACCAUUAAAAGAAGAAAAGACGCCGUACGUUUUCGGAGCUGAUAGUGCAUUCGUCCUAACUGUUGACAUAAUGAAGCCAUAUCCUGGGAACCAUAACAAAGGGACAAAAGAAAGAGUCUUCAACUAUCGUCUGUCAAGAGCUCGGCGUAUGGUCGAAAACGCUUUCGGAAUACUGUCUUCUGUUUUCAGAGUACUAAGGAAACCUAUUCUUUUACAACUCAACAAGGUUACGGACAUACUCGUAGUUAUGACUUGUGUAAAAAUCAAAGCAAAUAUAUACACCAGUUGGCAGUUUUGA